AUGUCAUCAAGAUACUAUCAGGUUGCGCAGGACGCCAUGGAUUCCGGACCAAGAGGACACGAAGAGGGACGUGAGGCAGCUGAUGAUGGCACACUCAUCAUUCGUGGUGAAAAAGUUCCAUCACGGAAUGUUGGAGGCGUUGGAUUUGUCGUACACCUAUCUAUUGUCCAUCUUGUCGAUUCGCAUGAGAUCAUCUCACCUCGCCUGGCUAUCCUUCGACUCCGUCCUCUGCAUCAAAAAGCCUUCACUAUCAUCAACUGCUAUUCUCCAACAUCAGCAGCUGAUGAUCCGAAACUUAAUGCUUUUCAUGAAAAUCUGGAGGAAGUCAUCCGCAAAGAGAAGUCUUUCUACAGAUUUACUCGUGGGUGA
Strongylus vulgaris is the source of this 369-nucleotide messenger RNA. The record is from the annotation of a GenBank genome assembly. NCBI's taxonomy places the organism in Eukaryota, Metazoa, Nematoda, Chromadorea, Rhabditida, Strongylidae.